Molecule: messenger RNA, 1436 nt
Organism: Amphimedon queenslandica
Lineage: Eukaryota; Metazoa; Porifera; Demospongiae; Haplosclerida; Niphatidae
Product: acid phosphatase type 7-like
Exons: 11
Coding region: 12-1316 (434 amino acids)
Molecular function (GO): acid phosphatase activity; metal ion binding
Source: RefSeq, a predicted model, not a curated record
UAAAUCUGUUUAUGAUGGCUGAGGUUGCAAACAUAGGCUUUGUCUUCUUUCUAGCUCUGAUCUUUCUCAUUGCUCCUAUUCAGUCUGAAAACUCCACUUUCCCCGAGCAGAUACACAUAGCUGCUACAGAGGAUCCCACCAGUGUUAUUGUCACUUGGAUAACCUUUGCUUCUACUCCAGAUUCCACUGUUUUGUGGCGUCUACAUGGAUCAGCUAUAAAGUUGCAACCAGUCUCAGGCUAUUCAACUAAUUAUACUGAUGGAGCAGUCAAACGCUUUGUCCAUAGAGUCAAACUAAGUGACCUCAAGCCAUCAACUAAAUAUGAUUACCAGUGUGGUUCAUCAGCUAAUUGGAGCUCACUGUACACAAUGCGUACUCUUGGAAGUGGACCAGACUAUUCUCCAGUCUUCCUGGUCUAUGGAGACUUGGGAUAUGACAAUGCUCAGUCACUGUCCAGGAUACGAGCAGAAGUCAAUGCUGGAGGGAUUGAUGCUAUAUUGCAUGUAGGGGAUUUAGCUUAUGACAUGUUUGAGGAUGAUGGGAGGAAAGGGGACAACUUCAUGAACAUGAUACAAAACGUUUCAACACAGAUCCCAUACAUGACAUUGCCAGGAAAUCACGAGUACUCUCAAAAUUUCUCUGACUACAGAAACCGGUUUAGCAUGCCAGGUGCAAAUCAGGGAAUUUUUUACAGCAUAGACAUUGGAAGUGUGCACUUUAUCAUGUUCUCAACAGAAGUAUACUUUUUCACUGAUUUCGGAAAGGAACAGAUCCAGACUCAAUAUCAGUGGCUUGAAGAAGAUCUUAAAAAAGCAACAACUCCAGAAGCAUUAUCUGAGAGGCCAUGGAUAAUUACGAUGGGUCACCGCCCAAUGUACUGUUCUACUACUAAUUCAAAUGACUGUGACCAUAAGACUAGCGUUACUCGAACUGGUACAUCAGAUUUGCAUCUUUAUCCAUUGGAGAAAUUAUUUUACAACUAUGGAGUGGACAUGUUCAUUUCUGCACAUGAACACAUUUAUGAGAGAAUGUGGCCAAUUUAUGAUUACAAGGUGUUGAAUGGUUCUUAUGAUGCUCCUUAUACUAAUCCCAAAGGGCCAAUACACAUUGUCACUGGAUCAGCUGGCUGCAGAGAGCGCCAUGCUACUUUCAGUCCCAAACCUGAUUGGGUUGCACUCACUAGUUCAGAUUAUGGCUACACUAGGAUGACUGUACAUAGCAAAACACAAAUUAGCUUUGAGCAGAUCAGUGAUGAUCAGAAUGGGAAGAUUGUGGAUUCUUUCACUCUUAUCAAGGAGAAAGCAGGCUAUUAUUAAACUAGACAUCCCUGAGUUUUAGCUACCAAUUGCUGCUGUUUUAUAUCUGCUCUUAUUAUAGCCAAAUGUAGUGCAUUAUAUUUAUUAUGUAACCAGGUCUAUAAAUAGACUUUGACUAAA